UAUAGUAAGAAUAACUCAUCUAUUGUUAUUCAUUUUUUUUAAUUACUACUUUUUGUUUUGAAAAUUGAAAAAAAAAAGUUGCAAAUUAAUUCGUCAUAAUGCAGUUGUAGCAUGUUAAAAAUGUGGGGAUCAAAUAUGAGACAGCGGCUGAAUAAAUAUUCUUUUUCCUGAACUGUCAAUAUUCUAAACUAACAUUGUUGUGAGCAAAAACUUACCAAAUCACCCACAUUAUUAUAAUUAAUAUAAAUAUAUAUAUAUAUAUCUGAUUAUAACAUUAUAUUGCAAAAAAGGUUUAAAAACAUCUAAAUUCCCAAAUCUUUGGUGGGAAGGGCUUUACAAGGUCAAAUUAAAGGCAAUAAAAAAAAUGUAAAAAAAGAAAAACAUAACAUAUUUUGGGAUAUUUCCUCUAAUGGCAAAACCAAUGUAGCAGUUGUUGGAUUAUGUAACCAAUGAAAGAAAGGCCAGGCGGUUUAGGUCAUGAAGGUCUCUACAAAUGGAGAGAGGUGUUAGCCGUCUCCCAGAACUGAGAAAGGAGAUUAAAUCAAUCUGCUUAACUGUUCACAAGGUCUGGGAAGGAGCUACGUUAGCAAGCGGGAGGCAAACUGUAAGAGAAAAUGUGCUAUUAUGUUGGUUCAUUUGAUCAGGAUCAGCCUAUGUUACCAGCGUUUCUCUGAGGUGAGUCAGAAUGUUGCGUUCUGCUUAAUAGUUUCGAUAAAUCGUAGUAUGGUAUUAGCAGUUGUGUUGUUAUGUUCAUUGGGCGAGUCUUAAAAAAAUGCAUAAAAUCAGAAUUUUUUAUAAUUGGUGACACUAUAUAUAAAUGAAAAUGGUAGAAUAUUGAGACAAAUGAGUGGUAGAACUAUUACUGUGAGCACUAAAGUGUCUUGAGCUCAUUAUCCUCAUUACUGAGCUAUUGCGAGCUUUCGUAUGGCGCUUUCACCAGAAGGACGCUUGUCAUAAUGGUGAUAAAAGCUAACGUUUUAGAAGAACAAAAGAUGGAUUUGGCCGUCGAUGGAGAUGAUCUCAGACUGGUUGAAUGCAGGUUUCUUUUGGUGGAGCCAGCCCCUGUGGGGGUGUCGUGAGGGCACCAUGGGGUCAGGAGGACAGGUCAGGCUCCUGUUGUGGAAGAACUGGACCAUCCGUAGGAGACAAAGGAUGCGUUUCUUUGUGGAGAUCAUGUGGCCCGUCAUGCUCUUUAUCGGACUGGUGUGGCUCAGAAGAGUGAAUCCGCUGUACCGCCAACAUGAAUGCCACUUCCCUAACAAAGCCAUGCCUUCAGCCGGGGUCCUGCCAUGGAUCCAGGGGAUCUUCUGCAACGCCAACAACCCGUGUUUCCAGCACCCCACCCGCGGUGAAUCUCCCGGCUUGGUGUCCAACUAUAACAACUCUAUACUGGCACGGCUGUACUCGGAUGCUGAGGAGCUUCUCUUCCCGGAUCCUGAUUUCCUGGAGGUGGGACGCCUCUGGAGGGAACUCAACGCUAUGAGUAACUUUAUGAACACCUUGCGCUCUCAUCCUGAGGAGGUCUCAGGUCGAGGAGUGAUGGUGGAGACUAUCCUGAAGGAUGACGAAACUCUGACGGCAUUCCUUCUGAGAGACAUUCCUCUGACUGAGUCUGUGGUGUAUCAUCUGGUUCAUGCCCAAAUCAGGCCUGAACAGUUUGCUUUUGGGGUCCCUGACUUGCAUUUGAAAGACAUCGCCUGCAGCCUGAACCUGCUGGAGCGAUUCCUGAUAUUUCCCAGCCGCAGAGGCCUCUACGCCGUCCGGAACGCCAUGUGCAUCCUGACGCCGCAGCGCCUGCAGAUCAUCGAGGACAAAUUCUACGCCAACGUCGACUUCUUCAAGCUUUUCCGCCUGCUGCCUCGAGUUCUGGAUAACUACUCAGACGGGAUCAACAUCAACUUCUGGGUCCGGAUUGUGUCGUCUGUCUCAGAGACGCUGAGGAAGUUGUUCUACAGGAGUAGCUCCCAGGAGUUCCUUCAGGUCGUGACCCCUCUCUUCCAGAAAAAUCUGUCCUUUGGAGAUGUAAUGGCCGCCGCCUCCAGACUCGUAUGUGGUUACACCGAGGGGGCUUUCUCCAGAGUCACCUCCUUUAACUGGUAUGAGGACAAUAACUACAAAGCUUUCUUGGGCAUCGUCAGAGCUAAGGAUGACUACACGUAUGACAACAGCACCACUCCCUUCUGCAAUGAUUUAAUGAGAGAACUGGAGUCCAACCCAGCCACCAGAGUGGUGUGGAACUCUGUGAAGCCGAUGCUGAUGGGGCGCAUCCUCUACGCUCCAGACUCACCAGCCGUCAGGCAGGUCAUAAAAAAUGCAAACACCACGUUCGAGGAGCUGGAGAGACUGAGGACGCUGGGGAAAGCCUGGGAGGAGGUGGCUCCUCAGAUCUGGGCUUUUUUCCAAGAUGGAAUCCAAGUCAGAAUGAUCCGGGAUAUCAUUCGGAAUCCAUCUGUCAUGGAUUUCAUUGACAAAAGUCUGGAGGACGCACCGUUUUCCUCCAAACACAUACUCAACUUCUUACGCAAUGAACCACCGGAGGACCGUCCGCACGACGUGCCUAAUUUUGACUGGCGAGACGUCUUUCACAUGAUUGACAGGGUCAUUCGGAUGCUCAACCAAUAUGGGGAUUGUGUUGUCCUUGACAAAUUCAUGGCCCUGCCCGAUGAAGAUGCCGUGACGUAUCGGGCUUUGAACCUGCUGGAGGACGGCAAAUUCUGGGCAGGUCUCAUCUUUGUGAACAUGCACCCCUGGAGCACCAGUGUCCCGCCUCACGUCAAGUUCAAGAUCCGGAUGGACAUUGAUAUCGUGGAGCGGACCAAUAAAGUCAAAGACAGGUAUUGGGACCCAGGCCCCAGAGCCGAUCCCAUGGAGGACCUCCGUUAUGUCUGGGGGGGCUUUGCAUACUUUCAGGACAUCAUAGAGCAUGGGAUAAUCCGGACUCACACAGGAAAGGAGUGGCCUCUUGGGGUUUACUUACAGCAGAUGCCGUACCCUUGCUAUGUGGAUGAUCUCUUCAUGCUGACACUAAACCGAUGCUUCCCCGUCUUCAUGGUAAUGGCCUGGGUCUACUCCGUGUCCAUGGUGGUGAAGAGCAUUGUCCUGGAGAAGGAGCUCCGCUUGAAGGAGACUCUGAAGACCGUGGGGGUCACCAACGGUGUCAUUUGGUCCACGUGGUUCAUUGACAGCUUUAUCAUGAUGGGCACCAGCACAGCUCUGCUGACAGCCAUCAUCAUGGGAGGGAGAGUUUUGAACUACAGCAACCCCGCCAUUCUUUUCCUCUUUCUGCUCACCUUCACCACCGCCACCAUCAUGCAGUGCUUCCUGCUGAGCGUCUUCUUCAACCAGGCCAACCUUGCAGCUGCCUGUUGCGGCAUUGUUUACUUCACGCUUUACCUCCCGCAUGUCUUCUGCAUCGCAUGGCAGGAUCGCAUCACCAAGGAUAUGAAGAUCCUGCUGAGUCUGCUGUCACAAGUAGCUUUUGGCUUUGGCACAGAAUAUUUGUCACGCUAUGAGGAGCAGGGUAUGGGUUUGCAGUGGGAUAACAUCCAGACGAGUCCUCUGGAGGGAGACGAGUUCUCCUUCCUCACCUCCAUCUGUAUGAUGGGCCUGGACACGGUCCUGUACUCUGUGCUGGCCUGGUACCUGGACAACGUUUUCCCCGGACAGUAUGGGAUUGGCCGUCCGUUUUACUUUCCUUUGCUACCCUGCUACUGGCUCAACAGUGUGGCUCCAGCUUCAGGGAACGUGAAAAUGAACAGAAAAAGCUUCGAUAACCUUGUGGUCAAGGGGCAAGGGGAGCUGUCAAAACAAGGAGAGACAGAAAACGGCGAUGCAGCCAAGGCUAAGGAAGACGUUCCCUCAUGUGAACACCAGGAUCAACGCGAGGAGAAAGAGGAUCAGUCGUUCUUUGAAGCAGAGCCAGACAAUCUGGUGAAGGGAGUCUGCAUUGAGAACCUGGUCAAAAUGUUCAGCAGCUGCAUGCGCCCAGCCAUCGAUGGCCUCACCAUCAGCUUCUACGAGGGCCACAUCACUUCUCUUUUGGGCCACAAUGGAGCUGGAAAGACCACCACCAUGUCAAUCUUGACGGGCAUGUUCCCUCCCUCAUGUGGGACAGCCACCAUUUACGGCAAAGACAUCCGCACAGACAUGGACAGCAUUCGUCUGUCUCUGGGCAUGUGCCCUCAACACAACAUCCUCUUUCAGCACAUGACAGUGGCGGAGCAUAUCCUCUUCUUUUCACUGCUGAAAGGCUGUCCAAUAGCGGAGGCAGAGGAGGAGGUGGAGAACAUGCUUCAGGAUUUGGGUCUUCCUCACAAACGAGGAGAACUGAUCCAGAAUCUGUCAGGGGGGAUGCAGAGGAAGUUGUCGGUGGCGCUGGCCUUUGUGGGUGGGGCCAAGGUGGUGAUUCUGGAUGAGCCCACAUCUGGGGUGGAUCCGUACUCCAGACGCUCCAUUUGGGACCUACUGCUCAAAUAUCGCACAGGCCGUACGGUGAUCAUGUCCACCCACCACAUGGAUGAGGCCGACCUUCUCAGCGACCGGGUCGCCAUCCUCUCUCAGGGUCGCCUCUACUGCUGCGGCUCCCCCAUCUUCCUCAAGAACUGCUUCGGCGCAGGCUUCUACCUCACUCUUGUGCGUCAGAUGACGCUCGAACCACCAAAGCCCAGCUGUGAUUGUACACAGGAGUGUUCCUGCAAAUGCUCAAAGUGUUCCAAGUUUAAGGCAAACCAGGAAGAGACCAAAACCUCAGACAGACAGAUGGACGGUAACAUUGAAAGCAUUGUGGGCUUAGUUCAUCACCACGUCCCGCAGGCUCGCCUCAUAGAGGAAAUAGGUCAAGAGCUGACCUUUCUGCUCCCAAACCAAAACUUCCAGCCCCGAGCGUACGCCAGCCUCUUCAGGGAGCUGGAGGAGACGCUGGUGGACAUCGGGCUCAGCAGCUUUGGUGUGUCGGACACAUCUCUGGAGGAGAUCUUUUUAAAAGUCACUGCAGAAGGAACCAACAGGAAAUGCUUUCAAGAUAAAAAAUCAUUGCGACAGAUGUCUCGAGCUAGUGUGUGUGGAUUCAACAGGGUGGCUGUUGAUGUGGAAGGGCAAAAAGAGUCCAAUGGCCGCGGUCCAGGCGAGAUCAAGGAGGGCAGCGCAGGCCAGGGGUCAUACCGGGUCAGAGGCGUCUGCCUGACCAUCAAGCAGUUCUUCGCCCUGCUCAUCAAGAGGCUGCACCAUGCCACUCGCUCCUUCAAAGACUUCGUAGCACAGAUUGUACUUCCAGCCAGCUUUGUGUUCUUCUCGCUGACGUUCACUCUGAUCGUGCCCCCGUUUGGAGAAUACCCGAGUCUGACGCUCAGCCCGUGGAUGUACGGACGCCAGUACACCUUCUUCAGCAAUGAGCGCCCCACGGAUGCUCAGAUGAGAUACUUUGGAAACGUGCUGCUGGAUAAGCCCGGCUUUGGGACUCGCUGCAUGGUGGAUGAACCGUUGGAGGAUUUCCCGUGUAACAACAUCACUACAGAGUGGGAGAUGCCGCUGGUCAACCCCGCCCUGAUAGAAAUGCUGGAGAGCCCCCGCUGGGAUUCCCUCAGACCCUCUCCAGAAUGUCAGUGCAGCACAGCCAAGAAACUCACCAUGCUCCCCGUGUGUCCUGAAGGAGCUGGGGGCCUCCCUCCUCCUCAGAGGAUCCAGUCAACAGGAGACGUUCUGAUGGACCUAACUGGUAGAAACAUCUCUGACUACCUGGUUAAGACAUACCCUAAACUUAUCAGAACCAGCCUGAAAAGCAAAUAUUGGGUGAAUGAACAAAGGUAUGGCGGGAUAUCAGUGGGAGGACAGCUUCCUGUUUUAUCUCUUCAACCUAAUGCAAUCCAGGAUUUGGCAACUCAGCUUGGGCAACUUCUCAAUGUGACAGGGGGCAAAUACUCCAAGCAAACUCUCAGAGAUGUAGGAACAUUCUUCAGGUAUUUGGAGACUCCAAACAAUGUCAAGGUGUGGUAUAACAACAAGGGCUGGCACGCCAUGGUGUCUUUCAUGAAUGUCGCCAAUAACGCCAUCCUUCGUGCAAACCUGCCCGACAGAGCCAACCUGGACGAAUAUGGAAUCACCGUCAUCAACCACCCUCUGAACCUCACUAAAGAGCAGCUGUCUGAGAUCACCGUCCUGAGCACGUCCGUGGAUGCAGUGGUGGCCAUGUGUGUCAUUUUCGCCAUGUCCUUCGUCCCGGCCAGCUUCGUCCUUUACCUCAUCCAAGAGCGGGUCACUCAAGCCAAACACCUGCAGUUUGUCAGCGGCGUCAGUCCGCUGGUGUACUGGAUGGCCAACUUUCUGUGGGACAUGGUGAAUUACUCCAUCAGUGCAGCUAUGGUGGUGCAAAUAUUCCUCCUUUUUGACAAGAAGUGUUACACAUCUGCAACCAACGUGCAAGCACUGAUCGCCCUGCUCAUGCUUUACGGCUGGUCUGUGACGCCCAUGAUGUACCCCAUGUCCUACGUGUUCAGCGUCCCGAGCACAGCCUACGUCUCUCUGUCGUGCAUCAACCUCUUCAUUGGUAUCAACAGCAGCGCCAUCACCUUCAUCCUGGACCUGUUUGAGAACACCUCCGCUCUGUAUGGAUUCAACCAGCUCUUAAAGACAGCACUUCUUAUCUUUCCUCAUUACUGCCUGGGGCGAGGGCUUAUAGACAUGGCCAUGAACCAGGCUGUGACUGAUGUCUACGCUCGCUUUGGUGAGGACUACAGUCCAGAUCCCUUCAGCUGGGACUUCAUUGGGAGGAACUUGUUUUGCAUGGCCGCUGAGGGAUUUGUGUACUUCGUCAUUAACAUGCUCAUCCAGUACCGCUUCUUCAUGGAUCACUGGAUUCCAGACGGCCCAAAGCCCCACAUUUUGGAGGAAGACGUGGAUGUUGCAGAGGAGAGGAAACGCAUCCAGCAGAGCGGAAAAACAAAUGACAUUUUACGCAUAAAAGACCUGUCCAAGACGUACACAGGAACAAUCAUUCCUGCAGUGGAUCGCAUUUGUGUUGGAGUGUCACCCGGAGAAUGUUUUGGUCUGGUGGGGGUGAAUGGAGCAGGAAAGACCACGACAUUUAAGAUGCUAACAGGUGACAUUGAUGUGACGUCAGGAGAUGCUUCAGUUGCUGGUCACAGCAUUUUGACCAACAUCCUGGACGUCCAUCAGAACAUGGGUUACUGCCCGCAGUUUGAUGCCAUAGAUGAGCUGCUAACAGGCAGAGAACAUCUGCACCUUUACGCCCGACUCCGAGGCGUCCCAGAGUCCCAGAUCAGCAGGGUUGCAGACUGGGCCAUCCAGAAGCUCGGCCUCUCAGAGUAUGCCAGCAGAACCGCAGGAACUUACAGUGGAGGCAACAGAAGAAAACUCUCAACCGCCAUCGCUAUGAUAGGCUGUCCUGCUCUGGUGCUGCUGGACGAACCUACCACAGGUAUGGACCCUCUCUCCAGACGCUUUCUCUGGAACUCCAUCAUGAGUGUUAUCCAGGACGGACGAGCUGUGGUCCUCACGUCACACAGUAUGGAAGAAUGUGAGGCUUUAUGUACCCGGUUAGCCAUCAUGGUCCAUGGUUCCUUCAAGUGUCUGGGAACGAUUCAACACCUCAAAUACAAGUACGGCGACGGUUACGUUGUGACCAUGAAGAUCAGGACGGCAAACCCUGGCUGCCACCCGGACUUGAGCCCCGCUGAAGCUUUUAUGGAGAGCACCUUCCCCGGCUGCAUCCAAACAGAGAAACACUACAACACUCUGCAGUACAAGAUCUCCUCCUCCUCUCUGGCCAGAAUAUUUCAAAUGGUCCUCGUCAACAAAGACAAACUCAACAUAGAGGACUACUCGGUCUCACAGACCACGCUCGACCAGGUGUUUGUGAAUUUUGCCAAGCAGCAGUCAAGAGAGGAUGACGCAAUUGUGUUGCAUCCAAAAGCAGCAGGAGUGCAACGCUACAUUGAGACCAUACCAAUCAAAUCGUCCAGGAAGUAG
Molecule: messenger RNA, 7983 nt
Organism: Oryzias melastigma (Indian medaka)
Lineage: Eukaryota; Metazoa; Chordata; Actinopteri; Beloniformes; Adrianichthyidae
Gene: abca4a
Product: ATP-binding cassette, sub-family A (ABC1), member 4a
Exons: 50
Coding region: 1009-7983 (2324 amino acids)
Biological process (GO): transmembrane transport; lipid transport
Cellular component (GO): membrane; intracellular membrane-bounded organelle
Molecular function (GO): ATP hydrolysis activity; lipid carrier activity; ATP binding
Source: RefSeq, a predicted model, not a curated record